AGUCUUAGUGGAGUAUAUUUUUAUUCACUGGGUGUCAUCUGCAGUAGUUUGCAUAACGCUCGAUACUUGUCUUUCUACUUGUGCUAUGCACAGCCCAUCUGAGUCUGCAACUCGGUCGCGGAGUGACCAAUCAUAUGCUCACAAUGCAAACCAACGCCAGGUACAAUUCACAGUUAAGCACCGCCCAAUAGAAGCCCUAUUUGUGAGGCAGGGAAGGGGCUUACACACAUAUCUCCUACGCUUUGAUCGGUGUCUUGCGCUUGAAUUAUACUGCGUCUGAUCCACCCACCACUCAAAGUUAAAACCUAUUGCCUAACUGCUUCAUCGCCGCGAUUCAGAGAGCCCUACAUGCAUAGGAAUGUAUCAAUCGGGAUGGCAUGUAGCACCUGUGGUAAGCAUCUUAUUAAUAUUACAGGCGGCUCUGCCCAAAACAGUAAUGGUCCAGCUGCUGUGGUGCUUCGCAUAUGUCCGGCGAAGCGACAGCCCUUAUGAGGGCCAUGGCGCACCUCACUCUCUAAUCAAACGCAGAUACAGCAUGGUGGCCGUAUCUCGUCCAGUCAUUUCGUCCCAUCAACUUAUGGGCCUUGUGUACGUUUUGACUGUCCAACGUUUACCAUUGUUAAACUUUGAUCAUUUCGUGCAGAAUUCAACUAGCUUCGCCAUUGCAUUCCACUGAGAAAUCAUGGUGCCAUGUGGGGUGCGAGACAUUAACAAGUCGCACUGACCGUCGAGAGAGGCCGGAGCCAACAAAAGAAAAAUGUGCCCAGUUUUUCGACCGGAAGGUUUCGGAUGACAUAACACAAGGGGACUUUUGGCAGCAGGAUACUUCGAGAGCCGACAUGAAGACUGCUUCGAUCUUGAAGAUCAUGAAGAUCUUCGUUGUGGGUUCUGUGUUGACGAAGGAUUUUGACUCGUC
Truncatella angustata is the source of this 916-nucleotide messenger RNA. RefSeq lists its product as uncharacterized. The record is from RefSeq and is a predicted model, not a curated record. The transcript has 3 exons. NCBI's taxonomy places the organism in Eukaryota, Fungi, Ascomycota, Sordariomycetes, Amphisphaeriales, Sporocadaceae. Bases 359 to 676 code for a protein of 105 amino acids.